Coregonus clupeaformis (lake whitefish) is the source of this 1314-nucleotide messenger RNA. Its product is annotated as microtubule-associated proteins 1A/1B light chain 3B. The transcript has 4 exons. Gene Ontology annotation, cellular component: autophagosome; autophagosome membrane; cytosol. The record is from RefSeq and is a predicted model, not a curated record. Gene Ontology annotation, biological process: autophagy of mitochondrion; cellular response to nitrogen starvation; autophagosome assembly. Bases 200 to 577 code for a protein of 125 amino acids. Gene Ontology annotation, molecular function: ubiquitin protein ligase binding. NCBI's taxonomy places the organism in Eukaryota, Metazoa, Chordata, Actinopteri, Salmoniformes, Salmonidae.
UGUUUUGUUUCGCUAUAGACUCCGCAGCAAUCAGCAAGGAAGGCAUAGCACAACAUCAGAGGACUCAAGUAACUUCUUAUUAUUACAAAAAGCUGGGCUUUGAUCUGCCAAAAAUUUAUAUGAACUACGUUGAAAUAUAUUUUCAAUUCAUACAGGGAUCUUUUGCCUCGUUUACAAAACGGUUUGACCUGCGUGAAAUAUGCCUUCAGAGAAGACAUUCAAACAAAGGAGGACAUUUGAGCAGAGAGUAGAUGAUGUGAGACUGAUUCGAGAGCAGCACCCCAACAAGAUCCCGGUCAUCAUCGAGAGAUACAAGGGAGAAAAACAGCUGCCCAUCCUGGAUAAAACCAAGUUCCUGGUUCCUGACCAUGUCAACAUGAGUGAACUGAUCAAAAUCAUCAGGAGGCGCCUCCAGCUGAACUCCAACCAGGCCUUCUUCCUGCUGGUGAACGGCCACAGCAUGGUCUCCGUGUCGGCAGCCAUCGCUGAGGUGUACGAUCGCGAGAAGGACGACGAUGGCUUCCUCUACAUGGUGUACGCCUCGCAGGAGACCUUCGGAACCGUGGCCCCCCAGUAACAGUACCAGUGCUCGGACAAUGAUACCACCCCCUCCCUCCCUGAUCCUUCGUUCCUAAAUACAGAUCGAUCCCCCCUGCCUUCCCUCGAACCCUUGCUUACAACCUUAGCCAAGACAAUAGGAACCAGACAGACCUCUUCUCCCAUGCCCUUACGGGCCCCUUAUAGAUAUUAAAAGCUAUGUCCUGCACCUUCUCAUACUCUGCCCCCUACCCAUUACUCAAAACCCCUCCCCGUACAUCCAUUACUCAAAACCCCUCCCCGUACAUCCAUUACUCAAAACCCCUCCCCGUACAUCCAUUACUCAAAACCUCUCCCCGUACAUCCAUUACUCAAAAUCUCUCCCCGUACAUCCAUUACUCAAAAUCUCUCCCCGUACAUCCAUUACUCAAAACCUCUCCCCGUACAUCCAUUACUCAAAACCUCUCCCCGUACAUCCAUUACUCAAAACCUCUCCCCGUACAUCCAUUACUCAAAACCCCUCCCCGUACAUCCAUUACUCAAAACCACUCCCCGUACAUCCAUUACUCAGAACCUCUCCCCGUACAUCCAGCCAUGUGUUUAAGAAAAGAGAUUCAAUAGUUAUGUUUGGUGUAUAGAAUGGAUGAGUAUAGCAGAGAUGAUUGCCAGCUCAGGUUGAGUUCGCUCCCACAAGACUCAAACAAUUUACAUUUUAGUAAUUUGGCAGAUGCUCUUAUCCAGAGCGACUUACAGUUAGUGAGUGCAUACAUUUUCAUA